Molecule: messenger RNA, 105 nt
Organism: Fusarium fujikuroi IMI 58289
Lineage: Eukaryota; Fungi; Ascomycota; Sordariomycetes; Hypocreales; Nectriaceae
Exons: 2
Coding region: 1-105 (34 amino acids)
Source: RefSeq, a predicted model, not a curated record
AUGGUCCGCGAGAUGAUGUUAUUUCUCCGGGACAAAGCUGAGGAGAACAUUGUGUUCCUUAAGACAGCGUGCCAGGCUACCAGAGAGGAGUCGCCUGUCCCUUAA